UGAGAAGAGACCUGUUGAUCAUGGCCCAGGGAUCCAGUGACAUGGAAACUGCUGAUCAAGAGGAGAGCUCUCCAAACAUGAUUGUUUACCGAAAGAUAGAAGACAUCAUUACAAGAAUGCAGGAUGACAAAAUGGGAGGAGUGCCCAUCCGAACUGUCAAAAGCUUCCUGUCAAAAAUCCCCAGUGUUGUCACAGGUGCUGACAUAGUGCAGUGGCUCAUGAAGAACCUGAGUGUUGAUGAUCUAGCUGAAGCAAUACACCUGGGAAGUCUCAUAGCAGCACAGGGAUAUAUUUUUCCAAUCUCAGAUCAUGUACUUAUUUUGAAGGAUGAUGGGACUUUCUAUCGUUUUCAGGCUCCCUACUUUUGGCCUUCAAAUUGUUGGGAACCAGAAAACACAGACUAUGCCAUCUAUCUUUGCAAGAGGACUAUGCAAAACAAAGCUAGGCUGGAGCUGGCAGAUUAUGAAGCCGAAAACUUAGCAAGGCUGCAAAGAGCUUUUGCAAGGAAAUGGGAAUUCAUCUUUAUGCAAGCGGAAGCACAAGUAAAAAUUGACAGAAAAAAGGAUAAAACGGAAAGGAAAAUUUUGGAUAGUCAAGAAAGAGCCUUCUGGGAUGUCCAUAGGCCAGUGCCGGGUUGUGUGAACACAACAGAGAUGGACAUCCGAAAGUGUCGCCGAAUGAAAAAUCCACAAAGGGUCAAAAAGUCCGUAUAUGGUGUUACAGAAGAUUCUCAGUCACAAAGCCCUGUACAUAUGCCCUCCCAGCCAGUUCGAAAAACAACUAAAGAAGAUGUUCGAAAACAAAUAACAUUUCUGAAUGUGCAAAUAGACAGACACUGUUUAAAAAUGUCUAAAGUAGCAGAAAGUUUAAUUACUUACUCGGAUCAAUACAUUGAGUAUGAUCCUUUUAUAACUCCUGCUGAACCUUCCAAUCCCUGGAUAAGUGAUGACACCACGUUUUGGGACUUAGAAAUAAGCAAAGAACCUUCUCAGCACCGUGUCAAAAGAUGGGCAUUCUCCAUAGAUGAAGUGUUGAAAGAUCCAGUGGGGCGUGACCAGUUUCUUCGAUUUUUGGAAUCAGAAUUCAGUUCUGAAAACCUCAGGUUUUGGUUGGCUGUCCAAGAUCUAAAAAAGCAACCAUUGCUGGACGUAGCAACCCGAGUGGAAGAUAUAUGGCAAGAGUUCCUCGCUCCUGGGGCCCAGAGCGCCAUCAACCUGGACUCUCACAGCUAUGAGAUAACAAGCCAAAAUGUCAAAGACCCAGGGAGGUACACAUAUGAAGAUGCACAGGAGCACAUUUACAAACUGAUGAAGAGUGACAGCUAUGCACGUUUUCUCCGUUCUAAUGCUUAUCAAGACUUGUUGCUGGCAAAGAAGAAGCCCGAGAAUGAGCAAGGUCGUAGAACUUCUCUAGAAAAGUUCACUCGCAGUAUGGUAAGUUCAUUUGUUUUUGGUUUCAUUUCUUUUGGUUCUUUUACCUUCUCUCCUUCAGCAUUUUCUUUUAUUUAG
Messenger RNA from Euleptes europaea (tarantolino), 1508 nucleotides. It is a transcript of the gene RGS6, whose product is annotated as regulator of G protein signaling 6. Gene Ontology annotation, biological process: G protein-coupled receptor signaling pathway; intracellular signal transduction; regulation of G protein-coupled receptor signaling pathway. The transcript has 16 exons. Bases 21 to 1508 code for a protein of 495 amino acids. The record is from RefSeq and is a predicted model, not a curated record. Lineage: Eukaryota; Metazoa; Chordata; Lepidosauria; Squamata; Sphaerodactylidae. Gene Ontology annotation, molecular function: GTPase activator activity.